UCGAACCACGGUGUCGGUAGUGACGCCUCAAGGACUGAGAUGCAGUGCCUUAGACCACUGUGCCACUCGGAGCUUGGGCGGGUCCAGACUGGACAAAAUCUGAAGCAAACAUAUGAUUGGACCAGAUUUGGUCUGGAACGGACCAAAAAUCUAUAUCCGUAGACAUUGAAAUCAAGGUCGGUCUGGACCGCACCAAAUCGGAACCAAACAUAGACGCCUAUGAUUGGUUCAGAUUUGGUCCAGACCGGACCAAAAACCAAUGUCCGUGGAUGUGGAAAUCAAGGUCGGUCCGGACUGCACCAAAACAAACUUCAAAAAGGCAUCGGCAUCCGUCCGAGUUUACUGAGGUGUAGCCUACAACGUUGUCAGAAAUCACAUUUUAUGUACGCUAAUCUAUGUAGUAAGGCUACCGUUUGUAAAAACACCAAAAAAUGACAUCCGGUCUGGACAAUUUACAGAUACAAUCUUGAAACCAAUCUUUUCCCCAAUUUGUGGGCGUGGUCGAGUGGAAUUCCUUAUCGUUACUUGAAUGCCGACUGAGACAAAAGCUUAAAAAUGAACGAAUAGAAGUAUAAAGAGGGUUUCCUGCAGAUGCAGGAAUGCCUACAUGCAGGAACACCCCGAUUUGCGGGCUGGAAUAGAACCCUUCUCAUAGAAGCUAGUGACGAACAUCAUUUAGGCCCUAUUAGACCUAUGUGGCAACAAAUAGGCUAUUCUUUCAAAAGUCAAGUGACCGGAAUUCUACACAUCAUGAUGCACACAUCUUAGCAGGGGGAUAUUGAAUCGUGGAUGUUAAUUGCCAGUGGGGUGAAAGCAGAAGUGUUUCAGUCUCUACCAGUUGUCAGUGGAUACCAGUGUCCAACAGGAGUGCCCAUGGGUGCGGAGGGCUCAAGUAGGCUCAGAGACCAGGUAGAUGGCAGUGGAAUGAGCCUGGGCAAGAAGAAGGGGGUGAAGGUGAGUGUGAAACACGUGGCUCCAGGGGACUGGGACAGAGGGGGGCCGUCCAUAGUCCACCACACCGACUAUGUGAGCAGCCCCAGGCCCUCAGAAAGCAACCCCACCAUCAUCUCUAUCGGCCUCUCUCCCCACUCCCACAGACCCUCUGUGUCUCCAGAGAGGGAUCGACACAGGCAGGAUGAGGGCCCCCCCUCCAGGGUGGAGUGGUCCAGAGAAGGUUGCACCUACAGCCCAAAGGGCGAGUUGGGGGUCUCCAGACAGACCAUGGAUGAGUUGAAGAGUAUCCUGAAGGAUAGUUCCAUGCUUGGUGCCCAGGGGAAGGAGGAGGGUGGGCGUCCUGGGAGCCCAGCCCCUUACACCUACCUGCAUGGCACCAACAGGGGAGAUGGACGGCCGGAGUCCCAGUCCUCCUUCACCACUUUCAAGCCCCACUCUGAUGCUUCCGGAGGGGUGUCCACCAGGUCCAGGGACAACAGCUCCCUCCAGCUUAGCUCCGGUAUGGACUCGUCAACCUCAUACAGGUCAGAUGUGACUGGAGCAAACAGGCAAUCCGGAGUACGGUCGUCCACGUUCGAGAGCAGCAGUGCCAACUGUGGAGAUAACAGUAAAGACAACAUGGAUAAGUCUGGGACUCAGAGCUUUGUCUCAGCCAUGGAGCACAUCAAGCAGCAGAUUGCCCGGGAGAAUAUCAACUUUGUUCGCUUCGAGGCCACAGAUCUCCAUGGGGUAUCCAGGUCUAAGACAGUGCCAGUCCGCUUCUUUCAUGAGAAAGCAGUAUACGGGGUGCCGAUGCCAAGAAGCUACCUAGAGCUGACCCUGAGCCCUAAGAGCUGUGAGGUGGACCACGCCAACAACCCUGCCAACUUCAGUAGCGACGUGUUGCUUAUCCCAGACCUGUCGACCUUCAGGGUGCUGCCCUGGGCAGAGCAGACGGCCCGGGUCAUCUGUGACCCCUGCAUGAUAACCGGCAGCCCCCUGCGUACCGCACCCCGCCUCAUUGCCAAGCAGCUGAUGGGGCAGCUCCAGAACAUGGGUUUCUUCCUGUACUCAUCCUUCACCUACGAGUGCUGUGUCCUGGGUGCGUCCGACAGGGUGGCCCCCAAGACCAUGCUGUUCCCUGCCACCACCCUGGCCAGCAACCACGACCUGCCCUUCUUCCAGCAGCUGGUGAAUGGGAUGUACUGCAUGGGGGCCGAUGUGGACAGUUUGGCCUCAGCCAUGGUGCCCGGUCAGAUGGAGAUCAACUUGAGGCCGGAGUUUGGCAUCGCGGCCGCCGACACCGCCUUCACGUUUCAUACUGGCAUCAAAGAGAUGGCAAGGAAAUACAGCUACAACGCCAGCUUCUUCACCGACGACAGCAUGUACAACGCCGGGGUGCUUUCCCACUCUCUCUGGGACGCCAACGGCCACCGUAGUCUCUUCGACACCGGGGACCACGGCGCAGGGGAGCUGUCGGAGAUUGGCAGGAAGUGGCUUGCGGGGCUCUUGAGCCACUCGGCCGCCCUGAGCUGCCUGCUCUCCCCUGGGCUGGGCUGCCGCAGCCACAUCGCCAAGAAGGUUAAAGACCCCAAGCACAACGUGCUUUACGCCACCUAUGGCUACAACGACAACAGCAGCGCCUUCAAUGUAAAAUGCCACGGCGGGCGGAAGAUGCAUAUCGACAACAAGCUGGGCUCGGCCAUGGCUAACCCAUACGUGGUGCUGGCGGCCACCGUGGCGGCAGGACUGGACGGUAUCAAACGCAACCUGGCGGCUGAGACGGGUCUGACCAGGGCCUCCACCCACACCCAGCUGGGGAAACAGCAGUUUGCCAUCCCCGUGAAGCUGGAGGACUCUCUGGUGGCUUUGAGUGAAGACCAUGUGAUUCGCGGAGCGCUGGGAGAACCAUUUGUGCAGUAUUUUAUUGCUCUGAAGCAAUUUGAGAUUGAGACUGAAGAAUUGGAUGCAGAGAGAAACAAAUGUCUGGAAUAUUUCAUAUAGAAGUACUCAAUAUUGUACAGUCAGAUUCCUGUGAAACAAAUGGAUUGAUUGAAUUCACACAAUGCUUUCUUUCAACAUAUAUAUAUAUAUAUUUUAUUCCAUAUUUGACAGAAAACAAUAAAAACAUGAUUGAAAUAUC
Oncorhynchus keta (chum salmon) is the source of this 3076-nucleotide messenger RNA. Its product is annotated as lengsin-like. The record is from RefSeq and is a predicted model, not a curated record. The transcript has 5 exons. Gene Ontology annotation, molecular function: glutamine synthetase activity. Gene Ontology annotation, cellular component: cytoplasm; membrane. Bases 790 to 2937 code for a protein of 715 amino acids. Lineage: Eukaryota; Metazoa; Chordata; Actinopteri; Salmoniformes; Salmonidae. Gene Ontology annotation, biological process: lens morphogenesis in camera-type eye.